AUGCAGGCAAGGGCCAAUGAGUUGCGCCAGUUGGAGCAUGCUGAUCCGCUGGAUCCGGCUGUCCAGGAACGAAUCGCUGAGCUUAUUAAGUGA
Molecule: messenger RNA, 93 nt
Organism: Dibothriocephalus latus
Lineage: Eukaryota; Metazoa; Platyhelminthes; Cestoda; Diphyllobothriidea; Diphyllobothriidae
Source: the annotation of a GenBank genome assembly